Molecule: messenger RNA, 1453 nt
Organism: Ceratosolen solmsi marchali
Lineage: Eukaryota; Metazoa; Arthropoda; Insecta; Hymenoptera; Agaonidae
Gene: Rpt6
Product: 26S proteasome regulatory subunit Rpt6
Exons: 5
Coding region: 186-1403 (405 amino acids)
Molecular function (GO): ATP binding; ATP hydrolysis activity
Source: RefSeq, a predicted model, not a curated record
ACCGAGCUGCCAUCACUACGCAAACUCUAAAGUUCCUCAGAGAACAUAAUCGUAGUUUUUGAAGCGGCUCUGCUCCGCUUCGAAUCGGUGCUCGAGACCUUCAGCAGCCCAGUUACGGUUUCGUGGUUCUCGCUUACUUUAUCACUCGCUUAACUGGUAGUGAGUACGGCAGGAGCCGCGACAAGAUGACUUUAAUAAAUAAGAUGGAGAUCGAUGAAAAGAAUAUGAAGGGCGAGGGAUUCAAGCCAUAUUAUAUACAAAAAAUCGAAGAGCUGCAGCUUAUUGUGGCGGAGAAAAGUCAAAAUCUUCGCCGAUUACAAGCGCAGCGUAAUGAACUUAAUGCGAAAGUACGUAUGCUACGCGAAGAGCUGCAACUUCUCCAAGAGCAGGGAUCUUAUGUUGGAGAAGUUGUGAAACCAAUGGACAAAAAAAAAGUUUUGGUGAAAGUUCAUCCGGAAGGAAAAUUUGUUGUCGAUUUAGAUAAAAAUAUCGAUAUCAAUGAUGUAACACCAAAUUCUCGAGUCGCUUUAAGAAAUGAAAGCUACACGUUGCAUAAGAUCCUUCCAAACAAAGUUGAUCCACUUGUGUCGCUCAUGAUGGUUGAAAAGGUACCGGACUCAACUUAUGAAAUGGUCGGCGGUCUUGAUAAGCAAAUUAAAGAAAUUAAAGAAGUCAUCGAACUACCAGUUAAACAUCCAGAACUCUUUGAUGCUCUUGGUAUUGCUCAACCUAAAGGAGUACUUUUGUAUGGUCCACCAGGGACAGGUAAAACUUUAUUAGCUAGAGCGGUAGCUCAUCAUACCGAAUGUACAUUUAUUCGAGUAUCUGGUUCUGAGCUCGUACAAAAGUUUAUUGGAGAGGGUUCUCGAAUGGUUCGGGAACUUUUUGUUAUGGCAAGAGAACAUGCGCCAUCUAUCAUUUUUAUGGAUGAAAUCGAUUCUAUUGGUAGUUCACGUAUUGAAUCAGGAUCAGGUGGUGACAGUGAGGUUCAACGUACAAUGUUGGAACUGUUAAAUCAAUUAGAUGGAUUUGAAGCAACUAAGAAUAUUAAAGUUAUAAUGGCAACAAAUCGAAUUGAUGUCUUAGACCCUGCACUUUUACGCCCUGGUCGUAUUGAUCGUAAAAUUGAAUUUCCACCUCCAAACGAGGAAGCUCGUCUUGACAUUUUGAAAAUUCACUCAAGAAAAAUGAAUUUAACACGUGGUAUCAAUUUAAGAAAAAUAGCUGAAUUAAUGCCUGGCGCUUCAGGAGCUGAAGUGAAGGGCGUAUGCACAGAAGCUGGUAUGUACGCUUUACGAGAACGCAGAGUUCAUGUGACACAAGAAGACUUUGAAAUGGCUGUAGCAAAGGUAAUGCAAAAAGAUUCCGAAAAGAACAUGUCAAUCAAGAAAUUAUGGAAAUAAUUAACUCAAAAUUCAUAUUAUUUUAUAAGCUGUAAAUUAAUUUAAUUAUU